AUGCCGUGGCGUGAGGCAAGCGGACUUGGAGGGGCGCGCGGGGUACAAGGCUGCCCAUGCCAAACGGAGCUCCGAAGAUCGUUUAGCAGCUUGCAAAAGCUGCAAAAAAAAUUCAUGCGCAUGGCCACCAACUGCCCGUGGUUCGUGCGCAACUCUGACCUUCAUAGGGAUCUAGACCUCCCUACGAUAGCUAGUUAUUUCAAACGGCUCUCUAAAAGUUACUUUAAGAGAACCGAGUCUCAUCCCAACCCGUUAGUGGUGAAGGCGUGUUCUUACACGCCCAAUCCAAAUGUCAAUCCUAAUAGGAGACGACCCAGACACGUCCUUGACGACCCCGACGACGACAUAACGACGGACAACGCUCCCUAUGCUAGGGCUUUAGGGCUACACACCGAUGACACAAUUACAACGACACAGCGUCUUCGCCGGCGAAGACGAGCCGAGGUCCGAGUCUCGCAGGAGACGCCCCUAGGUAGACGUCACCCCGAUAUUCCUCGAGCCCUGGGGCUCAAAACCCUUAAUCAGGCGACGCUACGCGCUCGCCCCGACCCACCGGUGACGCUGUUCACCCGUAACCCAUCGGAAGACAUUUAUGAAUUAUUGUGUAUUCUCAAUAACAACAAUAUUCAAGUCAUUAAUUUGGAUUUGACGACACAGGAAAAUAAAGAUCGGUAUUACAGUUUUUUAAAACAAGGACUGGAUACAUCGGAAGAAAGGACGAGCUUGAUUCUAUGUGAACCACUGGAGUGCGAAAAUCUCCUAUUCGAGAUCACUGUAAACAAUUUCAUCCACCGCUCAAUACUGUACAUAUUCUUCUGGCCGCACGGAGAAGUGAGCAAACUCUUCCUUUCUGGCAUAAAAGAGGCUAUACGUGUCGUUGUUCUUACAAACCCUAGGAAAGCCGUGUUUCGCGUCUACUACAACCAAGCGUCACCUAACAAGCUGAACCACUUGACGCUGGUGAACUGGUGGGCGGGGCGUCUCUACAAGUCUCCGUCUUUACCGCCUGCAGAUAAAGUCUAUCACGACUUUCAAGGGAGGGUUUUCGACGUUCCAGUUUUGCAUGCGCCCCCGUGGCACUUCGUGAGAUACAACAACGACUCCACAGUCAAUGUGACGGGCGGCAGGGAUGACAAAUUGCUCGCGGUAUUGGCCAAGAAGUUGAACUUCAAGUAUAAAUAUUACGAUCCCCCGGAAAGGAGCCAAGGUUCAAGAAUAUCUGGGAACGGAACGUUCAAAGGAACCCUGGGGUUGAUUUGGAAACGCAAAGCAGACUUCUUUAUCGGAGAUGUAACUAUGACCUGGGAAAGACUUCAAGCGGUUGAGUUCUCUUUUCUCACCCUAGCAGACUCUGGGGCCUUCCUAACACACGCCCCUGACAAGUUGAGCGAGACUUUAGCCAUCAUCAGGCCAUUCCAAUGGGAGGUUUGGCCGUUGGUAGGAGCCACACUGCUCAUCACCGGCCCAGCAUUAUGGAUGGUAAUAGCCGCGCCAUCAUUGUGGCAGCGCCGGAAGCGAGACCAGCUUGAGCUAUUGAGUGAUUGCUGCUGGUUCACCACGACCUUGUUCUUGAGGCAAACAUCCACCAACGAACCGUCUAAAACCAACAAAGCCCGCCUCGUGUCCAUCCUUAUAUCGCUAGGAGCUACAUACGUCAUCGGAGACAUGUAUUCGGCUAACUUGACAAGUCUCCUGGCUAGGCCGGCCAAGGAGCGGCCUAUUGGAACACUGCAGGCUUUAGAGGAGGCUAUGAGGGAUAAGGGAUACGAGCUUGUGGUAGAGAGACACAGUUCUUCGCUAGCUAUUUUGCAAAACGGUACAGGGGUCUACGGUCGUCUCGCUCGACUUAUGCGUCGCCAGCGCAUUCAACGCGUACGGAACGUCGAAGUAGGCGUGCGCAUGGUACUGUCGAAGCGGCGCAUCGCCAUACUAGGAGGCAGGGAAACUCUAUACUACGACACUGAGCGAUUUGGUUCCCAUAAUUUUCACUUAAGCGAAAAGUUAUAUACGAGAUACUCUGCUAUAGCGUUGCAAAUCGGCUGUCCAUAUUUAGAGACAUUUAACAACAUAGUGAUGACUCUCUUUGAAGCUGGGAUAUUAGCGAAAAUUACGACAGACGAAUACAAGAACCUUCCAGAACAUUCGAGAAGGUCUGAACCUGUAACAGAAAGUGAAACCAAAGAGAGUAAUGAACCUAUGGAAAAUGCAGGAGCAGCACAGGUACAAUCCGAUUCGACGAUUGGUCUCGAACCGUUAUCUUUGACUAUGUUCCAAGGUGCAUUUUGUCUACUAGGCAUGGGAUACUUUUUAGCAGCCGUAGCCCUAGCUGUUGAAGUACAUCUAAAUCGUAGACGGAGGACUCAAAGAAGCACACAGCCGGCACAGAUAUCCACCGCCAGGCGUUCUGCUAGAAUGUUCUAUUUGAAACAACAAUUUGACAGAAUGUUCAGAAUUAUCUAUGUAUUCAUUGAUAGAGCUUUGAGACACGAUGCCCGAGAGUAAAGUAAUAAAAGUUUAUUGGAAAAUCGCUUUUAGAAGUUGCACGGACAUUAUAUAAAUACAUAAAGCGUUAGCUUAAUUGACAUACAGUGUUAUCCUUUUCCGCUCUAUAAAAUUUAAAAAAGAUUUACUCUCUUACCUGAGGAAACCUGCAUACCAGAGUUCUCUGAAAAGUUCUCAUAGGCGUGUGAAGUCUACCAAUCCGCACUAGGCCAGCGUGGUAGACUACGGCCUUAACCCUUCUCAUUCUGAGAGCAGAACCGUGCCGUGUAGCGGGCCAGUUAUGGGAUGAUGAUGAUGACUCUCAUGUCUGUCAAUUUAGUUUAUCUUAGAGAUUUGAGUACAACAGAACUGUCACCAUUAUGUGACAG
This is a messenger RNA of Pararge aegeria (speckled wood butterfly), 2870 nucleotides long. It is a transcript of the gene Ir40a, whose product is annotated as ionotropic receptor 40a. The coding region runs from base 1 to 2502 and encodes 833 amino acids. The transcript is spliced from 16 exons. Lineage: Eukaryota; Metazoa; Arthropoda; Insecta; Lepidoptera; Nymphalidae. The record is from RefSeq and is a predicted model, not a curated record. Gene Ontology annotation, molecular function: glutamate-gated receptor activity. Gene Ontology annotation, cellular component: membrane.